AUGAACUCAAAUGACUGGACAGAAAAUCCAUCAAGGCCAGGAUCAGAGGAUAUCCUGCAGCCUUCUCAGAAGGACACCUUCAAUCUGCUGACACAGAUGCAGUCGGAUAUGGAUGUUCCCUUUAAGAGCACAAUAAAAGAUCGGUCUUUGAAAUCAGGGAAUAUUGGCAUCCCGCCCCACCUCAUCCAUGUGUGUCGCUGGCCAGCCUAUACCACCUACACGUCACCCAUGGUUAAGAAUUUUAUUGAACAAGACAAAUCAAGAACUGCCACAUUCCUGGAAGCAUCUCAUUCGAGCAGUCUAGCACAGCACCGCACGGAGACCAGCCAAGACUUCCAAAGGAAAACUAGCCCUGAUUCUCAGGAGUCAGAGGCAGCUCAACAAAGUCCAGCAGAAUCCCAACUUAGUGCCACUGUUAGCUUCUGUUGGGCUCGAAAGGUUUCCCUAGGCCAUUGUGGUGGCCUGGGGGGGCCAGCCAGCUUUUUGCCUACAGGUAAUUUGGUCAUUUUUGCCAAGAAAAGAAACCCUUUACGUGUGCUGCCAAUGAAACUGCCGGAUAUUCCCCAGAGGGGAAAGAACGAAGGGUCAUGCUGCACUAAAAUUUCUUAG
Molecule: messenger RNA, 609 nt
Organism: Ahaetulla prasina
Lineage: Eukaryota; Metazoa; Chordata; Lepidosauria; Squamata; Colubridae
Product: CMT1A duplicated region transcript 4 protein homolog
Exons: 3
Coding region: 1-609 (202 amino acids)
Source: RefSeq, a predicted model, not a curated record